AUGACAUCUCUAGCUGACUGUACAGAGGUGGAGCGGCAGCUUCAGAUCAGCAAAGACCUCUUUUCGUACGGGGAAAAGGCCCUGGCCCUGGCCCUGCAGAAUCGACCAAAGAAUACCAAUAAGCAGUAUCUCCCCAAGCAGAGAGAAUGGCGGGACUUCUGCAAGGAGACUGGCUUUGAAGAUGGGGAGAUGGUGACAGAGAGAAAGCUGGUCUGGUUUCUGGAGGAGAAGGUGCUUUGUCGUCCACUGCAGGGCUCUGUUUAUAAGAGCAAGAGAGCUCGUACGGACAGGGAUGGCAACACUGUGCUGCAGACUGUGGGUAAGAGCACAGUCAAGCUAUAUGUGGCAGCCGUGGUGGAUCUGUACAGAUUUCAGAAGAGCAGAGGAAUCAACUCCUCUGAUCAUCCACAUGAACAGCUGAGGGAGACAUCCCGUACGGCACAGCUGCCUGACCUUUUCAUCCUUCAGCUUUCAAAUGAGGGGCCCACUCCAUGCUGGCCUAUGAUUCUCAUCACAGAUAAUGGCAAGACCAACCAGCUGGGGCAGCUGAAGUAUGCUGCUGUGAUGAGACAUAAGAAUCCUCUACUCUGUACAAUAUCUCAUCUGACAUUCUAUCUGUUCUACCGCUGGAAUAUUAGUUCGUACGAGCAAUGGCAGGGUUUGAACCACAGACUCAGGGCAACUACUUUCUUCCUCGAGCCACCAUCCCCCCCCCCGAAGCAGCUGGAGGCUGCCAUCUGGCCAUGGGUGGAUGUCUGGCUAGAUAGAUUUGAUUCGUACGAGAGAUUGAGCCAGAAACAGAGACAGACACAGAAGAGGGAAAGAGAAGCAGCAGAAAUGGAAGAAGUGAAGAAGACAGAGCAAGAAUUGUCAGAGAAUGAACAAGACUUAGCAGCUCAGAGAUUUCUGCGGCUGCUGAAGCAGCUUCAUACAGUGAUUCUUCAGAACUCUGUGUUUCUGCAGAGGCAGUUCCCUGACCACCCUCUAUGGUCAGAUGCUCUCUUCGUACGAGAGGAUUAUCAGAAGUAUACUCUUCAGAUUGUUCAGACUCUUGAGACAGCUGUGGAGCCUCAGAAGAUUCAGAUUCAGCGAGUAGUAUCUGUCAUUGCUGAUCAGCUGAAAAAUGUGCGACAGGAGAUGAUUCAGUCCAUUGAUAAGUGGGGUUAUGAGAAUCAACAACUGCAGCAAAAAAUGGCUCAGCAGCUUGCUGAUCUAGUUGAUGGUCAAAUCAUUUUCUUCAUACAGGCAGUUCCUCAGAGCUCUGCUGCUCAGAAUUCAGUGAUGAAUCUGGCUGCCAUUCUCUCUACUUUCUCUCUGCCCUCCUCUUCUUCUACUCUUUCCAGAGACAUCGUACAGAGGUCAGUGGAGUCAGAGAUGGAGAUGAGACAAUCAUCAUCUAACAAUGCUGAAUCUGUGGAUCUGACAGCCACACUUCUCACCUCUUCCCGGACAGGAAAUGGUUAUUCUCUUUCCCGUACAAUACAGUCAGUGCCUGAUCUGUGGCGGGAGUGGACCACUGGUCUGGGGGGUGGUCCAUCAGUGCAGAGCCUGGAGGAUCAGGGAGGCAGCUGGCGCAAGGGCUUCUCCAAGGAGCAGAUGAUGUUCUGCCGGUGA
This is a messenger RNA of Histoplasma mississippiense, 1614 nucleotides long. RefSeq lists its product with no specific name. The transcript is spliced from 4 exons. The record is from RefSeq and is a predicted model, not a curated record. Gene Ontology annotation, molecular function: DNA-binding transcription factor activity, RNA polymerase II-specific; RNA polymerase II cis-regulatory region sequence-specific DNA binding. NCBI's taxonomy places the organism in Eukaryota, Fungi, Ascomycota, Eurotiomycetes, Onygenales, Ajellomycetaceae. Gene Ontology annotation, biological process: positive regulation of ribosomal protein gene transcription by RNA polymerase II. The coding region runs from base 1 to 1614 and encodes 537 amino acids.